AUGGCGUCCACCAACGAUGUCAAGACCAAUCCAGACACCUUUGACAAAAAGCCAUACCUCGCUGACAACGCUGAAGUUGACAUCAAGCAAGGUCAAAUGUCUGGCGAGGGCGGACUCUCCGAGCACCAGAAAGGGUUAGAAAAGAAGCUUUUGUUCAAGAUUGACACUCUCAUUCUUCCCAUCAUUGUUGUAGUCAGUUAUUACCCUAUUCCCAACUCACAGUCCUACGACUAAUGUGCACAUCAAGGUUUAUUUGCUCAACUACAUUGGUACGCCCUUUUCUCCAAGACUCUUUGAAUUUAUGCUAACAAAGCGAAAGACCGAAACAACUAUGCAGCUGCUCGCUUGCAAGGGGUAAAUAUAUCCGCCCCUGUUUUAUACUUCAAGCUUCUAAUCAAUAUCAUUUAGUUGGAGGAAGACCUUAAUCUUCAUGGUGAUCAGUAUCAGACUGGUCUCUCUGUCUUCUUCGUCGGCUAUGUAGGUGCUCGAAUCCAUAUUUGGGCCUUGAAUCUGGUGUAUUGAUGCACAGUUUCCCAAUAGGUUCUUAUGCAAGUGCCAUCCAACGCGCUGCUGAACUACUCUGGAAGACCUUCCUUAUAUCUUGGAUUCUGGAUCGUCGCUUGGGGACUUGUGUCAGCUCUCACCUGUCUCGUCAAAAGCUUCGCUCAUAUCGUUGUCUGCCGGUUUAUCUUGGGGUUUGUCGAGGCGCCAUUCUUCGCUGGCGUUCUCUUCUACGUCUCAAAAUGGUAUACUAGGUCAGAACUAGGAUUUCGCAUGGCAAUAUUUUACUCAGGAUCAUUACUUUCUGGGGCCUUUGGAAACCUUAUUGCCGGUGGUAUUCUAAGAGGAUUGGAUGGCAAACAAGGCCUUGCGGCCUGGCAGUGGUGUAAGUUUUGAUUCUCAAUAUUAGUGUAUCAGAUCUACAGGUACUAACGGCCUUCCAGUAUAUAUCAUUGAGGGAGUGUAAGUUUCUGUGGACUUGAAAACCACUUAAUCCAGUAUAUAAUAUGCUGACUUUACUCAUUAGCGUUACUAUAUUUGUGGUAUGUAUUUGAUCAACGUGACAAUAGUAGGACUGAGCUGAUGACCCGUGUAGGGGUUUAUUGUGAUGCUUCUCCUUCCCGACUUUCCCCAUACCUGGAAAGUCCUUACCCCUGAGCUCAGGGCUGUUGCUAUUCAACGUAUGGCACUUGACGCGAACCAGGACGACGUCGAUGAAGAAGGGGCCAAGUCUCACGUUCAAGGAGUCAGGCAGGCUUUGACUGAUCCCAAGGUGAGCUUACUCAUAUGAGUUGAAACGAAGCUCGAUAUACUAACAGUGGAUUAGACAUAUAUCCUUGCUAUUAUGUACCAUUGCCAAACUGGAUCUACGGGAUUCUCCAACUUCUUUCCAUCCCUGACACAGACCCUCGGUUUCGACCGAACAACUUCUCUACUCCUUGUAGCGCCUCCCUACAUCUUUGCCGUCAUCUGGGCCUAUGGCCAUAGUCUCUACUCUGACAAGGUACAGAACCGUUUCUGGUUUUGGGUGUAUCCUAUUCCUCUAGCAAUUACCGGCUGCUUACUUUUUAUGUUUGUGCCAUUGUUCGGAGUACGAUACUUUGCCAUGUUUCUCAUGUCCUUUGCCUUUAUUCUGAGUCCAACAGUAAGUUACGUCUUAUGCAAGUAA
Molecule: messenger RNA, 1669 nt
Organism: Clonostachys byssicola
Lineage: Eukaryota; Fungi; Ascomycota; Sordariomycetes; Hypocreales; Bionectriaceae
Source: the annotation of a GenBank genome assembly